AUGAGCAUUCAAAAAAUUCUAUCGCCAUUGUUAAAGAUAAGUUAUAUUUGCGGUUUAAGAUUGAUAGAAUUGCCUGCAAGUGCCCCGAUGAGGUGCUCACGAUCGUUCGGUCUUUUGUAUAUAUUGUCAUUGUGGACAGUUUAUUAUUUCUUUUAUAUAUAUGGAGUAAUGCCUUAUGUAAUAGAUUACUCCAUUCUGUACCAUGUAUGGUACGUAGGAUUGAAACUUGAUCAAAUCAAAGAACACGUUCAGAAAUUAACGAAAAAUAAUAAAUGUAUAGGAAACCGGACUCGGGAACAUCCGAUAUUACUUUUUCAAUCUAAAUGUGCAAGAAUUUUAGAAAGCAGAUAUAUGAUAUGGAUUGUAAUACAUCUUUAUUCCGAAAUGCGUAAAAUAUACCGCAUAAUAAAUUCAAUUUUCGGAGCAUUAAUGACUUUGGAAAUGGGAUGUGCCUUCGCAUGUGUAGUGUUGAAUUCUCAAGAAAUAUUUCAUAUAAUAUAUUUCAAUGAUUAUACCUUUAAUCAUAGAACAGUCUUUACUUCUUCAAUGCUACUACAGUUUUUGUUAGAAAUUUUUUUAAUUGUUUUCUUUAAUUACGAAUGUGAAAAAGUUAGCAUCAAGGCAAAUGAAACAGGAAAUUUUAUAAGUAAAUUAUUACAUUCCAAUUGCGAUGUCGAAAUUCAUGAAAAUAUUCUACAAUUUUUACUUAUGAUUCAAUCGCCAUUGAAAUUCUGCGGACUUGGAUCCUUUCAGUUUGGUUUCAAAUUUCUUCAAGGAUUCACUGCAUCUAUGGCUACUGUUUUAGUUAUAUUAAUACAAGCACAUACAAAUAAAAACAGUUUUACAGACUUAUAA
Messenger RNA from Nylanderia fulva, 855 nucleotides. NCBI's taxonomy places the organism in Eukaryota, Metazoa, Arthropoda, Insecta, Hymenoptera, Formicidae. The record is from RefSeq and is a predicted model, not a curated record.